Molecule: messenger RNA, 549 nt
Organism: Striga asiatica
Lineage: Eukaryota; Viridiplantae; Streptophyta; Magnoliopsida; Lamiales; Orobanchaceae
Source: the annotation of a GenBank genome assembly
AUGAGAAUUUCUUACCGGAAAGUCUUUGAGCUGACUUGCUCAGUCAGAAAGCUAGGAAGCGAAAAGGCAAGCACCACACUAACCGAGAAGCCGGAUGGCAGCAGUCGAGUUCUUUCUUGGUUUUCAUUUAGGACGUCAAGAGCACAUGGAAAGUUUGGUCUCUUUAGCCUUUCACUUCCGAAGAAGGGGCUUUUGCCAAGGGGGCAAUGGGAGAAGGUCUCUGCCAGAGUUCAGUGCCACAUUCAAGGAAGGCUCAAAAGGCAAGUAGGCCUUUCAAGGAAUGGGCUAAGGCCUGUGUCGUCAAAGCUGCUAUCUCACGACAGACGAAACCUACUAAGUCUGACGAAUGCCGUUCAUGAGCUGGUAAAGUCGAGAUCAAUCAACUGGGAUCGGAUCGCCACACCCGGUGAAAAAGGAGGCCGGCAACUUCCGUACACAGAUAUAGAUUCAUUCUUCGUACCUGGUCCAACCUCCCGGAAUAGCAGCUCUUUCGAAGAAAGACGCUCCUGUUUCAGUGACAAGAUCAUGAUUAGACUCUUGCGGAGGUGA